UGUUGGAUUUGAUUGAUUGUUACAUGAUCUUUCUUGUCACUUCAGAGCAUUUCUGCAAAUUGUUUUAUAAGACAAGAAAUCCAGUAAGGACAUGCAUACUGGUUUAAAACUAAGAUCAACAAUGAUUCCUCAGGUAUUUGAGAGCUGAGUGCUUCACAGAUGAUGUAAUCUGUCGAUGUGUGUUUGUAGGCUGUCUGGCUGUAUGGUGAAAGAGGAAGGCUGUCGUUAUCUGUCUUCAGCUCUGAGCUCAAACCCCUCACACCUGAGAGAGCUGGAUCUGAGCUACAAUCACCCAGGACAAUCAGGAGUCCAGCUCCUCUCUGACAAACUGAAGGAUCAAAACUGCUCACUAAAGACACUCAAUUUGGACCAUGGAGAGCCUUUCAGGAUCCAACCAGGACUGCAAAAAUAUUUCUGUGAUCUCACACUGGAUCCAAACACAGCAAGCACCCUGCCCCUUCACCCUCCACUAAAAGAGUAG
Molecule: messenger RNA, 481 nt
Organism: Carassius carassius (crucian carp)
Lineage: Eukaryota; Metazoa; Chordata; Actinopteri; Cypriniformes; Cyprinidae
Product: NACHT, LRR and PYD domains-containing protein 14-like
Exons: 3
Coding region: 176-481 (101 amino acids)
Source: RefSeq, a predicted model, not a curated record